AUGACAGAAAAAACUUACUCAAGUUGUCUUAAAGUUUUGGACAUGAAAACAAUGACCCGGAAAUUGUUGUCGGUUUCCUGUCCAAAUGUCUACUGUAAGGAAAAUUUGGUGUUUGCUUCAGAUGCCACCACUGUUUAUUGCCAAUCAUGUGGUGAGCAGCACAAGAAAGAGACUAUUACAGAUGUUUUUUCAUUCCAUGAAUCUAAGAAACCUGGAGACACCAAAGUGAAUGGAAUUUCCUGCUACAUGUGCAAAUUGUUAUCUCCCCUGCUGACCCGUUAUGGAAUGACCAAGGACACGGGCGAGGCAAAAUUGUUAUCCCAAAUGGGCAAGGGUGAGAUUUUCGAUUGCAGUCGUCUCAGUAGCCGGGCAUUUCUCAUAGAACCUUGCAACCUCAAUGUCCCUGGCUAUGGCUGUGACACUACGGGUAGCCUUGACUAUUUAGCUGAAACCCUGUGUGAAAUCAAAAAGGCUAAUGCAAACGAUGAACGACUUGUGCCAAUCCAUGCUGAUGGUGAUGGACACUGUCUAGUCCAUGCCAUUUCUCGAGCUCUUGUUGGCCGUGAACUUUUCUGGCAUGCUCUCAGGGAGAACUUACAACUUCAUUUCCAAGAGAAGUUGGAAUUGUACAAAAUGCACUUUCAGGAUUUCAUUUAUCUUUCUGAAUGGCAAGAGAUAAUAGACGAGUGCAAACCAGACUUUGUUCCUCGUGAAGGUGAGCUGCUUGGACUCCGGAAUAUCCACAUAUUUGGUUUAGCCAAUGUACUUAAGCGUCCAAUUGUUUUAUUGGAUUCUAUUGAUGGGAUGAACAGUUCAGGUGAUUAUUCAGGUGUGUUCCUGCCAGCCCUUUGCAACAAACAAGAAUGUUUGGACAAAGAUGGCCAACUAAAUAAACCUCUAUGCAUUGCUUGGAGCAGCUCGGGUAGGAAUCAUUACAUUCCACUAGUUGGAAUUGAAGGCAAGCCAGCACCUCGUCUGCCACGGAGCAUGUUACAGAAAGCUUGGGGAAUGCCUGUCAAUAUUAUUAAUGAAUAUGUUAAUUUUGAUGAGAAUGGCUGCUGCACAAUUGGAGGAAAUAAACUCAGUGACAGAUACAUCCGGAAACUAAUUGAUGCAAUGGAAAAAGUCUACUAUGAGAAAAACCUUGUACAGCCAAGCUUGGUUGCUGACACAUAUCAACUUUUACGCAGGGAUUCAGUCAUUGAUAGUAUGAAGCCAGACACAGUCAUGCACAUUUGUAAACAAUUAAUUCAGCAAUGUCAACUUUAUCGCUGCCUUAACUGUAAAAGUCUAAACAACUGUAACAUACCACAAGAUCGGUUCAUCAAUACUGGGCAACUUGAAGUUGUUCUGCGUGAGUCAUAUAUAAAAGAUAUCGUCUGUGAAGAUUGUAAGGUAAAUAGAUUACGUUUGGUAAAGGCUAAUGGCAACAUAUGUUAUCAAAAUGGGGACCUGGUUUCAAAUCCACAAGGCAACAAAUAUUAUUGGAAUGGAAUCUUUUAUAACAAUCUGCCACAAGUUUUGCCACUGACAUUGGAAUGGAAAAAUAAAAACAUUGCUGUGAAAGUACUUUGGUUUGAAAAUGAAAGUGAUGCUUCAUUGGAUAGUAAUGCUUAUGAAAUUGGACAACAGUUGGUGCAUGAACAUUUCCCAGGAGAAUUUAACACUGAAUCUCUUGUGACAUCUCUUGUCAACCAGAUUCUUGAGUUGACAAAAAUUAAAGAUUCUAGAUUAGCUGCUACUGCUGCUCACCCUGAGACUGACUCUGGAGAUUCAACUCAUCUGCUGCCAGGGAGGGAUGAAAAAGAUUCUUGUACUGAAUUCAAACAGGAAGUACUUUCUGAAAAGGCAAGUCUUUUUAUGCAAACAUUGGAUUCAGCUAUUCUAUCAGAUGCUGUCAGAGAGCAGAAGUCUAGGUCAGUGGUCAGUGGCCCCCAGCAAACUAAGCAAAUUCACUCAGCCACAGAAAAGGUUGAAAAUCAAAUUGGGGCUGUAGGUAAGCCUGAACCCCAAGAAGAAAUCCCAAAACCUGUCCUUACCCAGAAAUCAUCCCAAAUCAAAUCUGCAACACCUAAACCGUCACCAUGUAAAACACUACUACCAGCUGCUAGCAAGGUGAAAUGUCCUCCCACUAAAAACAUCCGUCUGUCUACAUCCACCGGACAAAAGAUAUUACUUAGUCUUGAGAAGGAUGUCAGCUUUGAAGAAUUGCAGGCUUUGAUCACCAAAAAACUUGGCAUCCCUGCAAAUAGACAGAAAAUACGGAUGGGUUUCCCCCCGCGUCAAUUUACCCCAGCUACCAAAAAUGAGCAAGUGCCACUGAAUCAUGGUGACAGACUUGAAGUUGAGAUUUUACCAGAUUUUGAUGCUGGCUCUGACAAGUUGUUGGUUGCUGCUGAUCAGCAAGGCAAGGACAUUUGGUCUUACAUCCAAGAAUUUCCCAAUUUCUUUCACAAGGAUGGAAUUAUCUAUAAUCUAAUGCAACAAACGAAACAUAAAGUGAAUGGAACCCAUUUUACCAUUCCAUUCCUGCCUGGGAAGACAUUUUGUUACUCUGCUUCCAAUGAUGUUGUGCAGAUUUGUUUGCAAACAUAUGGCCAUUUUAAUGUAGAACCUGACAUUGAAAGGAAAGCACGAAAUUUUUAUUUGACUUCAAACCAGCCAUGUCAUUACCAUUUGACCCAUUCCAACAACCAGAUCCAUUCCCAAUAUCCAAGAACUCAAGGAUUUUUUUCUGGACCAGGACAGAUAUUAAUGUCGCAGUGUGAGGAGGCCCAAAUGACUUUGAGCCCUGGAAAGAAAGACUCUGAUGCUGAGCAUAAAAACAUUUCUUCCUAUCAGAGGUUGGGGCCAGGCUUCAGUAUUCUUGGAGGAGAGAUGUCAAAUGUCACAAAUGCCAGUUUAGAAAAGAUUCAAGCCCUGGCUGCAAAUAUUGACCCUUUUUUAAAUUUUACCAAGGAUCAGGAUGCUGAUGAUUUGCAAGGAGAGAAACAAAAUCAAAUGGAAACCACAUAA
Acanthosepion pharaonis is the source of this 3015-nucleotide messenger RNA. Lineage: Eukaryota; Metazoa; Mollusca; Cephalopoda; Sepiida; Sepiidae. The record is from the annotation of a GenBank genome assembly.